Molecule: messenger RNA, 712 nt
Organism: Cyprinodon variegatus (sheepshead minnow)
Lineage: Eukaryota; Metazoa; Chordata; Actinopteri; Cyprinodontiformes; Cyprinodontidae
Product: cysteine-rich venom protein TEL1-like
Exons: 8
Coding region: 1-615 (204 amino acids)
Cellular component (GO): extracellular region
Source: RefSeq, a predicted model, not a curated record
AUGUGUCGUCUUUACGUUCUCUGCAUCCUCGGCCUUGCUGCUGCCCUUCAGGUGUCUGGCACCUUGGCAGAUGAUCAGCCCUCUGAGAAAGCGGGUGCCAUUCGGGCGACUUCAGCAGAGCAGACCGAGAUCGUAAACAAGCAUAACACGCUGAGGAGGGGGGUCAAUCCUACUGCCAGCAACAUGAUGAAAAUGAGCUGGAACAAAGAGGCUGCAGCCAAUGCUCAGGCAUGGGCAGCUACCUGCUCCAUGCAACACAGUUCUUCAAGCUCCAGAGAGAUUAGCACCAGCGGUUGUGGGGAGAAUCUCUACAUGUCCAGCUCCAAAAACACCUGGUCUAACGCCAUCCAGACCUGGUACAAUGAGGUGAAGGACUAUCGUUAUGGUGUCGGAUCCACUAAUGGAGGCGUGGUGGGACACUAUACACAGGUUGUUUGGGCUAAGUCCAACCAGGUAGGCUGUGCUAUGGCCUACUGCCCCAACUCCAAAUACAAGUACUUCUACGUUUGCCACUACUGCCCACCAGGAAACUAUCAGUAUACUAAUCCCUACAAGUCAGGACCCUCUUGCGGUGACUGUUCCGGCGCCUGUGACAACAAGCUCUGCACCAAAUGACCAGUAUAGCAACUGUCCAGAGCUGAAGCAGCAGUGAACCUGCAACCAUAAAGAUGUGGCUUCUUGGUGUCCCACCUUAUGCAAAUGUACCAAUCAG